Strongylus vulgaris is the source of this 279-nucleotide messenger RNA. NCBI's taxonomy places the organism in Eukaryota, Metazoa, Nematoda, Chromadorea, Rhabditida, Strongylidae. The record is from the annotation of a GenBank genome assembly.
AUGUGGGUCAAGUUCAAAGCUACUUACGAUCGAAACAACGAUUCAUUACGCAUCGAAUUCCUGCUCAUCCCAGCAGCUGUUCUAGCUCUUCUCAUUAACCAUGAAUUCACUAUUAUGGAGGUAAUGUGGACCUUCUCCAUCUACCUCGAAUCUGUCGCUAUCAUGCCGCAGCUCUUUAUGUUGUCUCGCACUGGAAACGCGGAGACUAUCACUGCCCAUUAUCUGUUUGCUCUCGGAUCUUAUCGAGCUCUCUAUAUCGUCAACUGGAUCUUCAGGUGA